AUGUUGUUCUUCAGUGCUGGUCUUCUUUUAGGGCUUGGGCUGUCAGCCCAAGCCCAACAGACAUUCACCAAUCCCGUCAUCUAUGAAGACUUCCCUGACAAUGACAUCUUCCUUGGCCCGGAUGGAAAGACAUUCUACUGGUCCAGCUCCAAUUUCCACUACUCCCCCGGUGCCCCAAUCCUCCAGUCUACCGACCUGGUGAACUGGGAGCUGAUCGGCCAUUCCGUGCCGACUCUGGACUUUGGAUCCAACUAUAACAUGGAAAACGGCCAGACGGCCUACAACGGCGGAACCUGGGCCUCCACCUUACGCCACCGCAAGAGCAACAACAAGUGGUACUGGAUCGGCUGCGUCAACUUCUGGACUACGUAUGUCUACACAGCCCCGGACGUCAAGGGCCCCUGGCAGAAAUCCGCUAGUUUCCAACCCUGCUUCUACGACUGCGGGCUUUUGAUCGACGACGACGACACAAUGUACGUGGCCUACGGAAGCAAUACGGUUUCAGUGGCCCAGCUCGCUCCCGACGGAUUGAGCGUCGUCAAGACGCAGCAAGUAUUCAGCUACCCGCCCGAGUGCUCCGGGGGAAUCGAGGGGAACCGCAUGUACAAGAUCAACGGCUUGUACUACAUCCUCGACGACUGUCCCGCGAACGGCAUCACCCAGGUCUGGAAGGCCUCUAGCCCGUUCGGGCCCUAUACACGGAAGAUCCUUAGCAACAACACCCCCUCUCCGGUUCCUGGCUCCGGCGCACCAGACCAAGGGAGUCUCAUCCAGACGCCCAAUGGGCAGUGGUACUUUAUGUCCUUUGCGUGGGCGUAUCCCCUCGGGCGCCUGCCGGUUCUUGCCCCUGUGACCUGGGGAUCCGACGGCUUCCCCAGUCUCCAGACAGUGAACGGCGCCUGGGGCCAGUCCUACCCGUACCCUCUUCCCAAGAACAACAGUGUCCCGUCGUGGAUCGGCGGCGACCAGUUCUGGGGUAGCUCGCUGGGCCCCAUGUGGGAAUGGAACCACAACCCCGACACCACCAAAUUCUCCUUCAACUAUCCCGGCCUGACGCUGCAGACAGCCACCGUCACCAACGACCUGUACCACGCGAGAAACACCCUGACCCAUCGCCCUCACGGCCAGUUCCCCGUUGGAACGGUCCUGCUUGAUUUCUCCAACAUGGCCGACGGCGACCAAUGCGGGCUGGCCGUCUUCAAGGACCAAAGCGCCUGGAUUGGAGUCGUCCGCAGCGGUAACAGCUACACCGUGACUGCCGUCCAAGGGCUCACGCAGGACCCUAACAAUAACUGGGCCACGACCAGUACCGGAACCGUGGUUGGGACUGCGCCUAUUUCAACACGCCAGGUCUACCUCCAGGUUCGGAUGGAUGCGCGUGCAGACGGUUCGAAGCAGUCGACGUUCUAUUACAGUACGGACGGGAGCUCGUACUCCCAGCUUGGUGGUGCCUUUACUUCUAAUACCGGCUGGCAAUACUUUAUGGGCUAUCGCUUUGCGAUAUUCAACUUUGCUACCAAGGCUUUGGGGGGUUCGGUUAAGGUCCUGGCCUUUACGAGCUGGGCUAAUUAG
Molecule: messenger RNA, 1572 nt
Organism: Aspergillus pseudoviridinutans
Lineage: Eukaryota; Fungi; Ascomycota; Eurotiomycetes; Eurotiales; Aspergillaceae
Exons: 1
Coding region: 1-1572 (523 amino acids)
Biological process (GO): carbohydrate metabolic process
Molecular function (GO): hydrolase activity, hydrolyzing O-glycosyl compounds
Source: RefSeq, a predicted model, not a curated record